Desarmillaria tabescens is the source of this 1328-nucleotide messenger RNA. RefSeq lists its product as uncharacterized. Lineage: Eukaryota; Fungi; Basidiomycota; Agaricomycetes; Agaricales; Physalacriaceae. The coding region runs from base 327 to 1079 and encodes 250 amino acids. The transcript has 3 exons. The record is from RefSeq and is a predicted model, not a curated record.
GCAAGUCGCAGUAAUGGUUCAAGAACUGCCAUAGUUAGCGGCAGGCAGCAACGAUGGAACCUUGAAACACCAUGAAGUUUGGGGAAAGAUUCCUGGCUUAAUACACGUCGGAUUUGGAAGGGCCUUUCGAAAGGUACAAAACUGAUAUGCAUUCAUCCGAGUCCAAACUUGACAAGGAACCAUAUAUAAAGCGGUCCCAUUCUUCUCCAGGCCCUCACACCUUUCCCUCAAACCACCACCACCACUCACACUCACCCUUCCCAGCAUCCUCCCUUCUACGCUCGCACUCAUUCAAGUAAACCAACGCCUCUAACGACGAGAAGACGAUGCCAUCCCGACUACAAAACGUGGCGGCCAUGGCUACGCAGCAGGGUAGAAAGGCGCCAGAAUUGUAUUCAUCACCACCGACGGCGUUCUACACACCGUCGAAAGCGCCUUUCGUUAUUCCUGUCUAUAGCAACACGCAGCUCACCACGACGGUCCCCGUUCACCGUCAUGAUGCACGUAGUCCCGACGCAUCGUAUACGAGAUCUGUACGCGAAUGUAUUGCGCCGUCCCCGCCACCCGUCCUUGGUAAACCGCGCCAUUGUCACAUCCCACUACCGUCGCAAAUUGAGAGCGACAGCGCGAUAGUGGUACAUCCACUGUUGCGACCGAGCCGAGGAGAGAUGAUGAUCGAGCUCGACUUUGCUCACAGUCUGGCGAGCGUACGCGUUUUUAGUCACGAUGGCUGCGUGAACGAAGCAGCAACCAACCCGCCUCUUCCGUCGCUGGCCAUUGUCCACCCAAUGCUUCCUUGGCCAGUAGUCAUUCAUAGGUCGGGCCAUAGAGAGUGGGUUACAGUUGCCGACGUCGUCGAGACGCUGUGGCAGGCUCUUCAGAUGCCCAUCCCGCUGCCGAAGUCGUCGUCGUCGUCAUCAUUGUUCGUCGAAAAUGAGGAGGAUGCGCUCUUUACCAGCGUGUCGGAUUGGGAAGAGCGAGAAAAAACAGUGCUCAGGCUGGUGUAUUUGAGGGGGAAGACACGGUUCAUGGGUCUCCAGGCUGUAGGAAGCGAUACGUGGGAGCUCAUUGUUGCGUAGGGCGCGCGGGUCGCUAUGUGGCCGUCGGGAUAUUUAUUCUGGGCACUCAUCUGUAGUACUGAAAAGUUGUAUCAGUUACGCCCAACGUACGAUGACGACAGACUACCUCAGGAGGAGCUGGCGUUGAUACAAAUUAACGAGAGGGAUAGCGUGUUAAAGGGCGAUGAUAGUCGACGUCGAGAGCAGUACACUGUUCAGUUGCGUCGGCUUGAUGACCCUUAACCCUAGCACCAGUAAGGUUAGGGUUAC